Molecule: messenger RNA, 1074 nt
Organism: Rosa chinensis
Lineage: Eukaryota; Viridiplantae; Streptophyta; Magnoliopsida; Rosales; Rosaceae
Product: disease resistance protein TAO1-like
Exons: 2
Coding region: 1-1074 (357 amino acids)
Molecular function (GO): protein binding
Source: RefSeq, a predicted model, not a curated record
AUGAGUUUAGAAGGUUGUAAAUCCCUAAGAGAACUCCCAAACUUCACCAGAAUCCCCAACUUAGAAGAGCUGAAUUUAGUUGGUUGUGAAAGUUUAGUUGAGGUUCAUCAGUCUGUUGGAUCCCUAGAUAAGCUUGUGACCUUAGAUCUUGGAGGCUGCUCUAACCUUGUUAAGUUGCCAACCGAAAUUAGCUUGAAAUCUCUCCGUGUUUUGUAUCUUAGUGGUUGCACUAGCUUGAAAUAUCUACCAUUCAGCAUUUAUGGGUUGCAAAAUCUAGAGACUCUAAAUGUGAGUGGAUGCACAAAGCUUGUUACAUUACCAACAAAAGCAAGCAUUUCACAUGAUCAUGACAGUGGUUCACUAGUGCUUCCCAAGCUCCGUGUACUCAGAAUCAAUGGAUGUAAUUUAUCAACUGCUGAUUUCAUUGUGAGUCUUGAUUGCUUGGAAACAUUAACUGAACUUGAUCUCUCAAGUAACAAUUUUGUUAGUGUUCCUGCACUUUGCAAAUUUGUCAACUUGCCAAGGAUUGACUUGUAUUGUUGCAAGAGACUUCUAGAAAUUCCAGAGCUUCCACCAAAUAUACUCGAGGUAAAUGCAAGGGAUUGCAAAUCACUGGAGGGAUUUUUUAUAUUGCCCAAGUCUUUGAAUAUGCUAGAGAUGCUCUUGUGGAAUUGCCAUAGAUUUAGUUACAGUCUGUGCUAUGACAUGAUGGAAAAUAUUUUGCUGAAUAAUCAGAACAACUCCCCGUUUAAGCUUGGAUUACUCGGUUGUGAGGUUCCGAAGUGGUUCCAUUUUUCGAAGGAGGUUGCUGCUUAUGAAUACGGCCUGUCGAGUGCCUGUGCAAUUUCUUUUGAAAUCCCUAGCAAAUUGAAUUGGGAGAACAUAGGAGUGGCUUUUUGUUCUGUUGGGAUAAUUUCCACUUUUUUUAUGGACCAUCGAGCUGAUAUUUCUAUCAAGGGGUUUUUCAUAGAUGAGAGAUUCUAUUGGCGCUGUCCCCGCAGUCCAACGCCAAUUGGCCAUAUGUGGCUAACUUAUAUUCCAUUAGCCAACCUAUCACAAACGAUGGAUAUCUAG